This is a messenger RNA of Rattus rattus (black rat), 2216 nucleotides long. It is a transcript of the gene Kcnd1, whose product is annotated as potassium voltage-gated channel subfamily D member 1. Gene Ontology annotation, biological process: potassium ion transmembrane transport; protein homooligomerization. The record is from RefSeq and is a predicted model, not a curated record. Gene Ontology annotation, cellular component: membrane; voltage-gated potassium channel complex. Gene Ontology annotation, molecular function: protein binding; A-type (transient outward) potassium channel activity. NCBI's taxonomy places the organism in Eukaryota, Metazoa, Chordata, Mammalia, Rodentia, Muridae.
ACACACACACACACACACACACACACACACACACACACACACUGGUUUCCUUUUCUGGGUCUCUCCAAGCCUCUACCAUCCUGGAGAUAGCCACAUUCUCCUAAAUACAACACCCCCAAGUCUCCGAGGGCCUGGGGAGCUGCAGGAUGGCGGCAGGUGUGGCCACAUGGCUACCAUUUGCAAGGGCCGCAGCAGUGGGCUGGCUGCCCUUAGCCCAGCAGCCCCUACCCCCAGCACCGGAGGUGAAGGCAUCCCGAGGGGAUGAGGUUCUGGUGGUGAACGUGAGUGGUCGGCGCUUUGAAACCUGGAAGAACACGCUGGAUCGCUACCCAGACACACUGCUAGGCAGUUCAGAGAAGGAAUUCUUCUAUGAUGCUGAAUCUGGCGAGUACUUCUUUGAUCGGGACCCUGACAUGUUCCGGCACGUGCUGAACUUUUAUCGCACAGGCCGACUGCACUGCCCCAGGCAGGAGUGCAUCCAGGCCUUUGAUGAGGAGCUAGCCUUCUAUGGCUUAGUCCCAGAGCUUGUUGGUGACUGCUGUCUUGAAGAGUAUAGGGACCGCAAGAAGGAGAAUGCAGAGCGCCUGGCAGAAGAUGAGGAGGCUGAGCAGGCCGGGGAAGGUCCAGCCCUUCCAGCAGGCAGCUCCCUGCGACAGCGACUCUGGAGGGCCUUUGAAAACCCACACACAAGCACUGCAGCACUGGUUUUCUACUAUGUGACUGGCUUCUUUAUAGCUGUGUCAGUCAUUGCCAACGUAGUGGAGACCAUCCCAUGCCGUGGUCCUGCACGGUGGCCCACAAAAGAGCAGCCGUGUGGUGACCGCUUCCCUACAGCCUUUUUCUGUAUGGACACGGCCUGUGUGCUCAUAUUCACCGGGGAAUACCUUCUGCGGCUUUUCGCAGCCCCCAGCCGUUGCCGCUUCCUGCGUAGCGUGAUGAGCCUCAUUGAUGUGGUGGCCAUCCUGCCCUACUACAUUGGGCUUUUUGUGCCCAAGAACGAUGAUGUCUCUGGUGCCUUUGUCACCCUACGUGUGUUUCGGGUCUUCCGAAUCUUCAAGUUCUCCAGGCACUCCCAGGGCUUGCGGAUUCUGGGCUACACCCUCAAGAGCUGUGCUUCCGAGCUAGGCUUCCUCCUCUUUUCCCUCACCAUGGCUAUCAUCAUCUUUGCCACUGUCAUGUUCUAUGCUGAGAAGGGCACCAGCAAGACCAACUUCACAAGCAUCCCUGCUGCCUUCUGGUAUACCAUUGUCACCAUGACCACACUUGGGUAUGGCGACAUGGUGCCUAGCACCAUCGCAGGCAAAAUUUUUGGGUCCAUCUGCUCACUUAGUGGUGUCUUGGUCAUUGCCUUGCCUGUACCAGUCAUUGUGUCUAACUUCAGCCGCAUAUACCACCAGAACCAGCGUGCUGACAAGCGCCGAGCACAGCAGAAGGUACGCCUGGCAAGAAUCCGGUUGGCAAAGAGUGGUACCACCAACGCCUUCUUGCAGUAUAAGCAAAAUGGGGGCCUUGAGGACAGUGGCAGUGGGGAGGGACAGAUGCUGUGUGUUAGGAGCCGCUCUGCUUUCGAACAACAGCAUCACCAUCUGCUGCAUUGUUUGGAGAAGACUACGUGUCAUGAGUUCACAGAUGAGCUCACUUUCAGUGAGGCCCUUGGAGCUGUCUCACUGGGUGGUCGCACCAGCCGCAGUACCUCAGUAUCAUCCCAGCCAAUGGGGCCUGGGAGCCUGUUUUCAUCCUGCUGCUCUAGAAGGGUCGAGCGCAGAGCCAUCCGCCUUGCCAACUCUACUGCCUCUGUCAGCCGUGGCAGCAUGCAGGAGCUAGACACACUAGCGGGUCUUCGGAGGAGCCCUGCCCCUCAGAGCCGCUCAAGCCUCAAUGCCAAGCCCCAUGACAGCCUUGACCUGAACUGUGAGAGCCGGGACUUCGUGGCUGCCAUCAUCAGUAUCCCCACCCCUCCUGCCAACACGCCAGAUGAGAGUCAACCUUUCCCUGGUGGCGGUGGCAGUGGUGGCACGGCUAACACCACCCUCAGGAACUCCAGCUUGGCUACUCCGUGCCUCCUCCCUGAGACUGUCAAGAUCUCUUCCCUGUGAGGAAUGGGCCUGCCCAUUCAGAGGGCCUUCUUUAUUCUUGGGAACUCCUUUCCAAAGCCAUAUUUUGGGGAGGCAAAGAGGGACAGACCCAGGAACUCCUUAUGCCCCCAGACAAGAACU